Hevea brasiliensis (rubber tree) is the source of this 1821-nucleotide messenger RNA. RefSeq lists its product as uncharacterized. Bases 409 to 1746 code for a protein of 445 amino acids. The record is from RefSeq and is a predicted model, not a curated record. The transcript has 5 exons. Gene Ontology annotation, biological process: regulation of asymmetric cell division. Lineage: Eukaryota; Viridiplantae; Streptophyta; Magnoliopsida; Malpighiales; Euphorbiaceae.
AACUACCAAACUAGUUUUAUAUAUGCACAAUUCCCUUUUUCUGGAUUAGGGGGUUUUUUAUUGCUCAUAUGCGUCAUCCCCCCAGACGUGCAGUUUUUUGAUGGGAACAAGAAACCUUGCUUCUUUCUUUCUUGUGAAUGCCAAUUGGUUCUUGCUUUCCAAUCUUUUUCAACUCCUUAAUUUCUUGAUUUGGUGAAUGCAGGAGAUGCCAUAUCUUUCAAUUUGAGGAAAAAGGAUACUUGAUAUGACUGAUUUCUGCAAACAAACAAACAAUGUGUGAAUGCAAAUCGUCUCCUGAAGCAUCAAGAUUGCCAAUGUCCUCAAAUGUACAAGUUCUUGAAGUGAACCUCGAAAAGAAUGAGAUAUUCAAGAUUGAUUCAUGAGGAGGGAAAUUGCGCAUCAUAAAAAAUGUUCCAGUUUAUAAGAGAAUUGAACAUGAUUUAUGCCGAUGAAAAGCCAGGCAUUGAGUCCAUUGGCGGGCGUUUGAACUUGAAUGAUUUCCCUGUUUACAAGUCUUUCGAAUUCAUUGAUAACUCUAAGGAGCUGAAAGGAUUCAUUCAGAAUAACAGUAUUAAAUUAAAAACUAACAGAAAGAAGGGGCAUGGAGUGCUCAGGAAUCGAAAUGGAUCUGAUGGUUUCAGGUCUUCGGACGAUUCAUCAAAUGGAACACGAUAUGCUAUGAGUUCCUCCAGUGAAUCAGAAGGAAGCAAAGGAAGGAAGAAGGUUUAUUUAAAAAGAGAUCUGCAGGACUAUGACAGUCCAGAGAUGGUUGCCUUCUUGGAUGAUAGCAGUUAUGACCUGUUCAAGGAUAUUUUGACAGACAAGGAAUCACUUUGCCAGGAUGAAGUUUUGACAGAAAAUUAUGAAUUGGGCCAUUAUAACUUCUCUUCCAUACUUAACUCUGACUCAGAAAGUAGCGACUCAACCAAAGAAACUCUGGAAAGGUUGUCAUGCAUUGCAAAUGAAUUGAAAUUCAUAGCAGAAGAUGACUGCAAAAAUGAGCGACAUAAUUCCAAAAGGUUCCUGACGGAAGAAGAAGAAAAAGAAGAAGAUGAUGAUGAUGAUUUCAAUGAACGGGAUGAUGUUUUGAUUGAUCAUCAUGCUAAAACGAUUGUACACGCAAUUCACCUAUCCGAAGAGGUAAAAGAUGACGACUGCAAAAAUGAGCAACAUGGUUACAGAAGGUUGAUAAUGGAAGAUGAAGAAGAUUUAGAAGGAAGACCUGUGAUUUCAAUUGAUAAUUCUGUUGAAAAGAUUGCACGAGCAAUUCAGUUAAUCAAAGGGGUUCAAAGGGAGGGGGAAGGAGCAUUGUCCAAACCUUUGUUAUCUUCCAUAACUGCAGCAGAGUGUAGCUGCCCAACAAGCGAUGCCGGCAUCCAAAGUGAGACAUCCAUGCAAGGUGCAGCAGAAAUUUGUGAACAGGUUCUUGAAACUGAAAGUAUGUCCUCAGGCCCCGAAAGCCUAAGAAUUUCAAGUGACGGAGAAUCUUUAGGCAGUUCCAAUGACGCUGAUCGUCCCUCAGGCCGGAUAGAACACUCAGGGGGUAGCAUCUCUCUUCCUUCAAGCAACAGCACUGCCAGCGCACAUUCUUUUGCUUUCCCCAUAUUGGCCACAGAAUGGCCUGCGAGCCCUGUAAGAAUUAAAGGAACUGGUGAAAUACGAUGGCCGGCAAGUACUGAUCCCCGGAGACAACUGCAUAGGCCCCGACGUUGGAAAGCGCUUCUUUGCUGUAAAUUCGUAAAAUGAGUUAGAAUUUUUCCCUCUUAUUUUGAGCGUUGGAGUUGUUAAGUAUAAUGCAAAGAAGUCAGGUUCUCUUUUCCA